This is a messenger RNA of Drosophila hydei, 2004 nucleotides long. RefSeq lists its product as uncharacterized. The transcript is spliced from 4 exons. Gene Ontology annotation, biological process: nervous system development. Lineage: Eukaryota; Metazoa; Arthropoda; Insecta; Diptera; Drosophilidae. Gene Ontology annotation, cellular component: membrane. The coding region runs from base 1 to 1926 and encodes 641 amino acids. The record is from RefSeq and is a predicted model, not a curated record.
AUGUUCCACAACUCUCGGACAAAUAUUGGUUUAGCCUUGUGUCUGCUGCUGGCGCUGCAGCAGCAGGCGGUGGAGGGGCGCUGCGCUCAGGCCGAAGAACUGGAGAAUGGACUCAUUUGGCCGCGACGCAAUUUUCUACGAUUCCGCUGCGCGCCCACCUAUACGUUAAUGGGCAAUUCGAUGCUCUCCUGUGGCCAAGGCGGACGUCUGAGUGGCGAGCGGCCCUUUUGUGCCAAGUCUGGUUGCAUACAGCCGAUCGAUCCGGACAAUGGCCGCAUCGAGAUGCAGCGCAACUUGGCCGCCGUCGUCAUGUGCAAUGAUGAAUAUGUUGUGGCAGGAAACGGUCUGGCCUAUUGCAAUGGGCGCACUUGGGAUCGCAUGCUGGGCUUUUGUCGGCAUCGCAAUCACACGCAGAGUCACGCCUGUGAUUUCGAGAGCGAAGAUCUGUGCGGCUGGCAGCCGAACUAUUCGCUCGUGCAGCCCUGGCGCCGUGUUGCCACCGUGGGUCACUUUCAUUCGUACCGCACGGGACCGCGCCACGAUCACACCCUGCAGAAUUCCUAUGGCGGACACUACAUGCUGAUGGAGACAUCUGUCUUCUCAACCGGCGCGCAUCACCUGGUGUCGCCCAUCUAUCCGCGAGAGCUGAGCCUCAAGACCGCCUGCUGUUUCCGCUUUCAUUACUUUAUGUACGGCUCGAAGGUUGGCGGUUUGGUGGUCUCGGUCAAGCCGCAAGACUUGCGUGUGGAGCAAAUGUGGACGCAGUAUCGACAGAAAUACACAAAGUUCGUAAUAUCGGGCAAUCAGGGCAACCAGUGGCUGGAGCAUACAAUAUCCAUUGAUGAAAUGCCGAGCGAUUUUCAAGUGAUAUUCACAACGACCGAUUCGUCGGCUUACUUCGGCGACAUCGCCAUCGACGAUGUGCGUCUGAUGACGGGCAGCGAACUGUGUGGCGGUGGCUCCUUUACCACAACGACUGAGCCGCCAGUGGUCGAGACCUUGGAGCCGGUGAUCUAUGACACAAUGAACUGCACUAACCGCUGCACCAAGCCGGCACCACUGGAUGAUGAGGUGCGCGCCGAUGGCAAAUUGAUUAAGGCUUGCGGCUGCGAUAUCGGUUGCGUUGAUCAGGAGAACUGUUGCCCUGACUAUGCCCUGACAUGUUUUAUUGAAGCUGACGCGGAUUCGACAACGGCAACACCUACGACAGUCUCGACGACGACCGAAAAAAAGACAACGCCAAAACCAACAACAACAACGACAGCGAGAAGAGUGCCAACAACGCUUAGAACGACAACGAAAGUGCCAACAACACUCAAGACAACAACAACUACGCGUAAAGCAACGCCAACAACAACAACUAAGCCAACAACGACAACAACAACAACUCGCAGACCAACAACUAAGAGAACAACAACAACAACAGCAACAACAAACAUGCCAUACACAACAACAACAGCAGCAGCAGCAAAAACAAAGACAACAACCACAACAACAACAACAACAGCAGCAUCAACGACGACGACAGCGACAACGUCUAGCACUGCUAGGACAGCUGAAACAUCAGCACAUCCCACAAAAUCGCAUCGUGGUGUCAUUUCCUGGACCGUGCUGCCGGAUGAGAUCAAGGGCGAGAGCGACAGGCGAAGUGGUCCAAGUCCGGCACGUUUCAUGUGGUUCCUAAUGCUGGCCAUUAUGCUGAUCGUGAUCGCGGCCAGCAUCACGUACCGCUGGAAGAGGCCCAACGGCGGCAGCUACGAGAAGGCUGUCAGCUUCCAGAAGACCUUCGCCAAGCUGAAGAACGCCUCCAUUUUGCGAGGACACCGCAACGCCAACACCGAGGCAACAGCCUGCCUUGUCACCGACGACGAUGACGUCCAGUUCGAGGAAAUGGCCGUGGACAUACGCACUAUCUCAGAGCUCUAACUGGGACUGUCAAUGUGUACAUAGUCCUCCUUCUCCUCCCACUACUCCACUUGUACUAAGCCAAACUAAUUGUUUAUC